Messenger RNA from Morone saxatilis (striped sea-bass), 2277 nucleotides. Its product is annotated as glyoxal reductase-like. The record is from RefSeq and is a predicted model, not a curated record. NCBI's taxonomy places the organism in Eukaryota, Metazoa, Chordata, Actinopteri, Moronidae. The transcript is spliced from 8 exons. Gene Ontology annotation, molecular function: oxidoreductase activity. The coding region runs from base 219 to 1073 and encodes 284 amino acids.
ACUUGAGCGUAUUUCGGACACUUUGGAAAGUGACGCCAUCUUUGUUGAACAUAAUAUAAUAUAAUUUGAUUUUCCGUUGGGGGCGUAUCUCUUCCUGUCCCAGAGAUGCUAAUGCUGUUGAGUUGGAGAGAAGACAAAAAACACACACACAAACACACAAAAACAAAACCUGCAAAGGAAAGUCUACUGCAACUCUCAGGUUGCACAUCGCUGCCCAGAUGUCUUUAGCACCAGUGCUGAGUCCAACAGUCCCACUCUCCAAUGGUCUGCAGAUUCCAAUAUUUGGAUUAGGCACAUCACAUUUUGGCGGAUACUCUCAUGAUUCCGUUGUGUAUGCACUCACUGAAUGUGGCGUGCGUCACAUUGACACAGCAAAGCGCUACGGCUGCGAGGAGAAACUGGGUAAAGCUAUCAGAGAGAGUGGGAUACCACGAAGUGAUCUGUGGCUGACCAAUAAACUGUGGCGAGGGGACUACGGGUACAAAGCCGCAAAGAAGGCCUGCCUUGAAUCCUGCUCACAGAUGGGGGUGGACUAUUUUGAUCUGUACCUGGUGCACUGGCCAGAGCCAUUGCAACCUGGUAGCUCCAACAGGGAGAUGAGAGCUGAGACCUGGAGAGCUUUGGAGGAACUUUAUAAAGAAGGGGUGUGCCGUGCUAUUGGAGUGAGCAACUUUCUGGUCCACCACCUGGAACAGUUAAAGGAAGACUGCAGUGUAGUGCCACAUGUGAAUCAGAUGGAGUACCAUCCUUUUCAGCAGUCCAAUCACCUGAAAGAUUACUGUCAUCGGGAGGGAAUUGUGUUUGAAGGGUACAGUCCCUUGGCCAAGGGUCAAGUCUUCAGCGAGCCAACCAUUCUCCAGAUAGCAGAAAAGUACAGACGCACACCUGCUCAGAUCUGCAUCCGCUGGAGUAUUCAGAAUGGAGUUGUCACGAUACCAAAAUCAGUGAAAAGGAAGAGGAUACAAGAAAAUUGUCAAGUGUUUGGUUUCCAGCUGGAGGAGUCAGACAUGGCCACUUUGAGUGGACUGCAUGAUGAGAGACACGUGACUUGGGAUCCAACAAAUGUAGAAUAAUGACUAGUUUUGUCAGUAACCGUUAGCGGAAGAAGUAAAACGAUUUUAAUUUUGUGUUUGUUCAUUACACUUUGUGCGCCACCGUUUGCCUGGAAGGAGACUAUGGUGUGAAGCUUAUUCGUCUCCUUACUUUGUGCCUUACUUUAUAGAAAGCUAUAUUUUUAUAAUGCAAACACAACUUAAUAUUACCAGCAUAUGUGACAGAAAAGAUGUUGACAAAGGUUAUGAAUGUUUUUGCAGAUUUUUCAGUAUUUCCUAAAUCUUAAUCUUAAAGGCUUUACCAGAGAUUUGCAUAAAAUGAGAGUAAACGGUAGAUUUGGGACCGUUCCAAUCCAAUAUUACUACCGGCAGAUAUGCAAAUUCCAGAAUCGGAUCGGAAUAAAAAGUGGAUCGGUGCAUCUCUACAAAAUAGGCAGGGGACUUAAAACGUACCUAUUCUUUUACAUUAAAAUGUUUGGGUGCAUGCCUGUAUCUAUAGGUGUUGGAAAGAUAUGCGUGAUUACAUGUAUGUUAUGUUCAGUAUUAUAAUUUCUUCUCUUUUGGAUGGGCCCGGUGGGUAAAGAUAGUAAAGACUGUUUUGGGAUGGGAAGGUCAAAAAUGACUUUCAUAAGAGCUUUUCAUCCUCAUCAGUUAUCUCUUGACUAAGAAGGUGUUUUUUUUGUUUUUUUUUUGUUUUUUUUUUGUUUUUUGCACCUAGACUAUUAAAAUGCACUGUUUACAUGCCUUAGUAGAGAAUCUUCAGUUGCUCAGAAUUCUGCUCAAAUUUUAACUAAUACCAAUCAUAGGUCCCAUAUCACUUCAUUGAGCUUUGGACUAAGUUCACGAUUCUCAAGCCUUUCCUCACCAGUGCUCCUUAUGUCAAGGCUGGUGACUAAGAAUGAUCAAGCUUUUGCCAUCAUGUCCCCUAGGAACUGUCUGCCUGAGGAGAUCAGGCUUGCCAGUACAUUACCUCUUUUAAAUCAUUGCAUAAAACAUAUCUUUACAGGAAAGCAUUUUUUUGAUGGCUGAUUUGUAACUUCGGUGUUGUGUAUUUUCUUUUGUUCUCAUUUUGUAACUAUAAUUAUUAUUAUUGUAACUACUGUUUUGUAUGGUUACUCAUCUGUUAUCUUUCUUUUAUUCUCAUGUUUUGUGAAUCAUUGUGUAAGCUUUUUUAUGAUGAUGGUUUUCAGCCACUGCAAGCUUUAAAAAAUGGCUUCACUUUAAA